Messenger RNA from Drosophila ananassae, 934 nucleotides. RefSeq names its product ribosome-recycling factor, mitochondrial (gene mRRF1). Gene Ontology annotation, molecular function: ribosomal large subunit binding. Gene Ontology annotation, biological process: translation. Bases 92 to 859 code for a protein of 255 amino acids. The record is from RefSeq and is a predicted model, not a curated record. Lineage: Eukaryota; Metazoa; Arthropoda; Insecta; Diptera; Drosophilidae. Gene Ontology annotation, cellular component: mitochondrion. The transcript has a single exon.
CAGCCCUGGCAAACAAAACAGCUGAUGCUGCCAAAACCACAUCCACUGCCGUAGCUUAUCAACAAAUUAAUUUAAAAAUAAUUCAAACAAAAUGCUGCGCAGAACGUUGCAUUUAGCUGCCUUUGGAUUGCGCCAAACAGGAGCAAUCCCAUCCACAUCGAGAUACCUGCCGAAACUUCUGGAUAACCAAGACAAGAUCCUGUGUCGCCUGCAACCCACCCGCGAUUACGCAAAGGGCAAGGACAAAAAAAAGGAAAAAGGCGGCAAGGGAAAGCCCGCCAAGGUGGAAAUCAAUGAGCAGCAGCUGAGGGAGAUCCUAAAUUUCGAUGGACUGAACUCCCAGAUGCAAAAGUCCGUCUCCCAAAUGAAGGAUGACUUCGUAAAGCACCUCUCGCUGCGCUCCACCAGCGGCGCCAUCGACACACUGCGAGUCAAGGUGGAUGGCCAGGAGCACGAGCUGCAGGAGCUGGCUCAAAUCUCACGAAAGAACCCCAAGACCAUAAUUGUGAACAUGAUUGCCUUUCCGCAAACCAUUCCCGACGUCCUGAAAGCCAUCGAAAAGAGUGGCAUGAACCUGAAUCCCCAGCAGGAUGGCACCACACUCUUUAUCCCGAUCCCAAAGGUCACCAAGGAGCACAGGGAGAAUCUAUCCAAGAAUGCCAAGGCUUUGUUUGUCAAGUAUCGCGAUGCCAUUCGGGGCGUACAAAUGGAGCACAUCCGGAAGCUGAAGAAGCAACCAGAGUUGGGAAAGGACGAUGCAUUUGCGGCCCAGGCGCAGGUCACGGCCAUAGCGGAUCGGUACAUUGGAGAGGCGGACAAACUACUGGCCACCAAGCAAAAGGAGCUGCUGGGCGACUAAUUACCAAGACUGAGACCCAUCCUGUUAUCCCAAUUCACCAGUUGUUUAAAUCACAAAUAAAUCUAAUGAGAGGAA